AUGAAGAGGACAGUACGACUCGCUCAACAAUUUGUUACGGCCGUCGGAUGUGCUAACGGGAAUGGAGGACGACAUCUUGGUUGUGAACAUGCUGUAAAAACUCUACAAAGCUCAAAAUUUCUUGAACAAGUCCGAGUCCCGAUACGAUGGAAUAAGAUCGUGGAAGAGGUCACAACUGGACGACAUUUUGAUGCGCUAGCUGGUGUUACCAAGACAUGCGAAGAACUCGCUUUCCACGCAAGAAAAGUGAUCGAGAAUAAGGAAGAACUCCUGGUGCUUGGAGGUGAUCACAGUUGUGCUAUGGGAACGUGGAGUGGUGUAGCUUCAGCACUUCGACAGGAUGGUGAUCUGGGACUCAUCUGGGUUGACGCCCACAUGGAUGCUCACACACCAAGCACUACUCCUAGCGGAAAUAUUCAUGGAAUGCCUGUUGCACAUUUACUUGGAUUUGGUGAUAAAAAUCUGACUAGACUCGGUGAUGGUAUGCCUAAAAUUCUCCCACAUAAUAUGUGUAUGGUCGGAAUACGAAGUUAUGAACCAGGAGAACAAGAACUUCUUGAAAAACUUGGUGUACGAAUUUUCUAUAUGGAUGAGGUGGAUCGACGUGGUAUCGCUGAAGUUAUGCAAGAAGCACAAUAUUUAGUAACAAGGAACACAAUCGGUUUUGGAAUAUCGAUUGAUAUUGAUGGUUUCGACGUUAGUGAUGCUCCGGCUGUCGGCACUCCCGAAGAGAACGGUAUAAACGCGAAUGAAUUUUUACGAGCGCUUCUAACAUUGGAUCUCUCAAAAUUGGUUGCAACUGAAAUCGUGGAAUUUAUGCCGGAAAGGGAUGAUGAACACAAAUCAAGUGAACGGCUUGUGGUGAACUUAAUGGAGGCGAUCUAUCUCACCAAAUUCUUCCAACAAAAUACAGCAAUCGGUCUCGAAGAGCGAAUGAUGGCUACUGCAUAA
Messenger RNA from Necator americanus (New World hookworm), 951 nucleotides. RefSeq lists its product as uncharacterized. NCBI's taxonomy places the organism in Eukaryota, Metazoa, Nematoda, Chromadorea, Rhabditida, Ancylostomatidae. The transcript is spliced from 7 exons. Gene Ontology annotation, molecular function: arginase activity; manganese ion binding. The record is from RefSeq and is a predicted model, not a curated record. The coding region runs from base 1 to 951 and encodes 316 amino acids. Gene Ontology annotation, cellular component: cytosol; nucleus; cytoplasm.